AUGGUCAACGCAAGACUAGGAGCUGUAUUCAUGCCCCAUGGUCUUGGCCACCUUAUUGGUCUCGAUGUACACGACUGCGGCGGAUAUCUUGGGGAUGCAUUACCACGCUCACAAUUACCCGGAUUGAAAUCAUUGCGCACCACUAGGACACUCAAAGAAAGGAUGGUGAUAACAAUCGAACCAGGUUGCUAUUUUAUUGAUACGCUGCUCGAUGCCGCAUUCAAAGAUCCGAAGUUGGCGAAGUAUAUGGUCAAGACAGAAAUCGACAAGUACCGCGGCCAAGGAGGGGUUCGUAUCGAAGACGAUGUUGUCAUUUGGGAGAAGGGUAACGAAAAUAUGAGCGACGUACCGAGAACCGUUGAAGAAAUCGAACAUUUCAUGGCGUCCGAAGAGUUCAGCGACUCGACAAUUCAGAAAAGUAUCAGCGAUCACCUGAACAAAUAUUAA
This is a messenger RNA of Haemonchus placei, 447 nucleotides long. NCBI's taxonomy places the organism in Eukaryota, Metazoa, Nematoda, Chromadorea, Rhabditida, Trichostrongylidae. The record is from the annotation of a GenBank genome assembly.